Molecule: messenger RNA, 1208 nt
Organism: Gaeumannomyces tritici R3-111a-1
Lineage: Eukaryota; Fungi; Ascomycota; Sordariomycetes; Magnaporthales; Magnaporthaceae
Exons: 3
Coding region: 12-1208 (398 amino acids)
Biological process (GO): cellulose catabolic process
Molecular function (GO): hydrolase activity, hydrolyzing O-glycosyl compounds
Source: RefSeq, a predicted model, not a curated record
AGAAAGCCAAGAUGAAGUUCUCACACUCUGCCCUGCUGGCCCUCGUGGGCGCCGCCGCUAUCGCCACCCCUUCGCCCUCCAAGACCCUCAAUGGCCUACCCAGGCGGGUUGUGGCCGGCUGCUCCUCGGCUGUCACGCUCGACGCCUCGACCAACGUGUUCAAGAAGUACACGCUGCACCCCAACAGCUUCUACCGCGCCGAGGUCGAGGCGGCCGUCAAGUCCAUGUCGGACGCCAGCCUGGCCGAGGCGGCCGCAAAGGUUGCCGACGUCGGCAGCUUCCUGUGGAUCGACACGAUAAGCGCCAUCUCCAGGAUUGAGCCGGCUGUUGCCGACGUCCCCUGCGAUCACAUCCUCGGCCUCGUCAUCUACGACCUCCCCGGCCGCGACUGCGCCGCCAAGGCCUCCAACGGCGAGCUGAAGGUUGGCGAACUGAGCAAGUACAAGACAGAAUACAUUGACCCCAUCGCCAAGCUCUUGAAACAGCACUCCAACACGGCCUUCGUGCUCCUGAUCGAGCCCGACUCGCUCCCGAACCUCGUCACCAACGCGGACCUGGCUACCUGCAAGAACAGCGCGGCCGGCUACCGGGACGGCGUCGCGUACGCGCUCAAGACGCUCAACCUGCCCAACGUGGUGCAGUACAUCGACGCCGGCCACGGCGGCUGGCUCGGGUGGAACGACAACCUUAAGCCGGGGGCGCAGGAGCUCGCAAAGGCCUACAAGGCCGCCGGCAGCCCCAAGCAGUUCCGCGGCUGGACCACAAACGUGGCCGGCUGGAACGCCUGGGACCUGUCCCCGGGGGAGUUCUCGGGCGCCACGGACGCGCAGUGGAACAAGUGCCAGAACGAGAAGAUAUACGUCCAGACUUUUGCCCCCCUGCUCAAGUCGGCGGGCAUGCCGAACCACGCCCUCGUCGACACGGGCCGGAACGCCGUCCAGGGCCUGCGCGAGGAGUGGGGGCACUGGUGCAACGUCAACGGGGCCGGGUUCGGCGUCAGGCCCACGGCCAACACGGGCCUCGAGCUCGCCGACGCCUUCGUCUGGGUCAAGCCCGGCGGCGAGUCCGACGGCACCAGCGACACGGGUGCCAACCGCUACGACAGCUUCUGCGGCAUGAGCGACGCCUACAAGCCCUCGCCCGAGGCCGGCCAGUGGAACCAGGAGUACUUUGAGAUGCUCAUCCAGAACGCCAAACCGGCUUUCUAA